Messenger RNA from Tarenaya hassleriana, 4140 nucleotides. Its product is annotated as phospholipid-transporting ATPase 10-like. Gene Ontology annotation, biological process: phospholipid translocation. The record is from RefSeq and is a predicted model, not a curated record. Gene Ontology annotation, molecular function: magnesium ion binding; ATPase-coupled intramembrane lipid carrier activity; ATP hydrolysis activity. Gene Ontology annotation, cellular component: plasma membrane. The coding region runs from base 293 to 3904 and encodes 1203 amino acids. NCBI's taxonomy places the organism in Eukaryota, Viridiplantae, Streptophyta, Magnoliopsida, Brassicales, Cleomaceae. The transcript has 11 exons.
ACGCAGACAAUUGUAUAAAUAAAUAAAAAAAUGAUCUUUUCUCUCGCCCAUAUUUAUGAUGUUCUAAAUUUCACUUAUUUUUCUCAGAUUUUGCAGCUUUCAUUAAAACCCAGAUUUCCCAAUCCUCAAAUCGCCGAUUCUUGAAGAUUAGAUUUUCUGGGUUUUUCUUCCAUUUCUUCGAUUUCAUAUCCUCCGCGACGAAACCUUUUUGUUUGUUCUUUGUCCACUGGGACGCAGCCGGAGAGGACGUUCAGACAGAAAGGAGAGAGAAACGGACGGAUCUUUGGGAGAGAUGGCGGGAGGGAGGAGAAGGAAGAGGCUGCAUCUGAGCAAGAUCUAUUCCUACACGUGCGGGAAAUCGAGUUUCGAAGAGGACCACUCGCAAAUCGGAGGACCCGGAUUCUCCCGGGUCGUUUUCUGCAACGAACCGGGUUCUCCGGAGGUAGAGCGGCGGGGCUACGCCGGAAACUACGUCCGCUCGACCAAGUACACCGCCGCUUCCUUCAUCCCCAAGUCUCUGUUCGAACAGUUUCGCCGCGUCGCCAAUUUCUUCUUCCUCGUCGCCGGAAUCUUGUCCCUGACGCCGCUCGCGCCGUACGGAUCCAUCAGUGCUCUUCUUCCGCUCGUCCUCGUCAUCGCCGCCACCAUGGUCAAAGAAGGCAUCGAAGAUUGGGGCCGCAAAAAACAGGACAUAGAAGUGAACAACAGGAAGGUGAAGGUUCACGGCGGAAAUGGAAUAUUCCGGCAAGAAGAAUGGAGGAACCUCCGCGUCGGAGACAUCGUGAAAGUCCAGAAAGACGAGUUUUUUCCGGCGGAUCUUCUUCUGCUUUCAUCGAGCUACGAAGACGCAAUCUGCUACGUCGAGACGAUGAAUCUAGACGGCGAGACGAAUCUGAAAGUGAAACAAGGGCUUGAAGCAACAUCGUCAACGUUACACGGCGAUUCUGAUUUCAGAGAUUUCAAAGCUGUCGUCAGAUGCGAGGACCCGAACGCGAAUCUUUACGCCUUUGUCGGAAGUUUCGAACACGAAGAACAGAAGCUGCCAUUGUCAAUCCAACAGCUUCUUCUGAGAGAUUCGAAGCUCAGAAACACAGAGUAUAUCUAUGGAGCAGUCAUCUUCACCGGACACGACACAAAGGUGAUCCAGAACUCGACCGAUCCUCCAUCCAAGCGGAGCACCAUCGAGAGAAAGAUGGACAAGAUCGUCUACUUGAUGUUCGGAGUCGUCUUCCUCAUCGCUUCGAUCGGUUCAGUCAUCUUCGGCGUCGAGACAAGAGACGACAAAGAAUCAGGCGGAAAGAUGGAGAGAUGGUACUUGAGACCAGACGAUUCCGACAUCUUCUUCGAUCCAGACAGAGCUCCAGUCGCCGCCAUUUACCACUUCCUCACCGCCGUCAUGCUCUACAGCAACUUCAUCCCGAUUUCCUUGUACGUCUCCAUAGAAAUCGUCAAGGUUCUCCAGAGCAUUUUCAUCAACCAGGACAUUCACAUGUACUACGAGGAGGCCGACAAGCCCGCCCACGCAAGAACAUCGAAUCUUAACGAAGAACUCGGACAGGUCCACACCAUUCUCUCCGACAAAACCGGUACGUUGACCUGCAAUUCCAUGGAGUUCAUCAAGUGUUCUAUCGCCGGGACGGCGUACGGACGUGGUGUCACCGAGGUCGAGAGAUCGAUGGCGGCAAGAACCGGGGCUUCGCUUUCGGAUCACGACACGGAAGAAGACCAGGAAAACCACGAUAGGGUUAAGAUUAAAGGGUUUAACUUCAAGGACGAGAGGGUUAUGGAUGGGAAAUGGAUGAUGCAGCCUCAUUCCGAGGUGUUGCAGAUGUUCUUCAGGCUGUUGGCGAUAUGUCACACCGCCAUUCCAGAAAUCGACGAAGAGAACGGGAAAGUUUCGUACGAGGCCGAGUCCCCGGACGAGGCUGCGUUCGUCGUUGCAGCACGAGAACUCGGGUUCGAGUUCUUUAAACGGAAUCAGACCAGCAUUUCUGUCAGGGAACUGGAUCUAACAUCCGGGCAGAAAGUCGAGAGGGUUUACAGUCUACUAAACAUUCUCGAGUUCAACAGCACCAGAAAGAGGAUGUCGGUUAUCGUGAGAGACGAAGACGGGAAACUCUUCUUGCUAUCCAAAGGAGCUGACAGUGUCAUGUUCAAAAGACUUGCGAAAGAAGGGCAGCAGUUCGAGGCGAAAACCCGAGAACAUGUGAACGAGUACGCAGAUGCAGGCCUGAGGACGCUGAUACUCGCAUAUCGUGAGCUCGACGAGAACGAAUACAUCGAAUUCAGCAAGAAAUUCAGCGACGCGAAGAAUUCUGUAAGCGCGGACCGCGAGUCCUUGAUAGAUGAAAUUACCGACGAGGUGGAACGAGAUCUGAUUCUUCUCGGCGCCACUGCGGUUGAGGAUAAACUUCAGAACGGGGUUCCUGGUUGUAUCGACAAGCUUGCUCAGGCCGGGAUAAAGAUUUGGGUUCUGACCGGAGAUAAAAUGGAGACGGCUAUCAAUAUCGGAUUUGCCUGUAGUUUACUAAGGCAAGAAAUGAAGCAGAUCAUCAUCAAUCUUGACACACCAGAGAUCAUAUCAUUGGAGAAAUCCGGAGGGAAGGACGAAAUCCAGAUGGCGUCGAGGGAAAGCGUUGUGAAGCAGAUAAAAGAAGGGAUGGCUCAACUCGAUGCUGCAUCGGGUGCUACCUCCGAGGCAUUUGCUCUGAUCAUCGACGGGAAAUCACUCGCUUAUGCUCUCAAGGACGAUAUCAAGAAAAAAUUUCUCGAUCUCGCCACCAGAUGUGCCUCUGUUAUCUGCUGCAGAUCAACCCCGAAACAGAAGGCCUUGGUUACGAGAUUGGUUAAAACUGGAACCGGGAAGACAACCUUAGCAAUCGGCGAUGGAGCGAACGAUGUCGGGAUGCUCCAGGAAGCGGAUAUCGGCGUUGGGAUAAGCGGAGUGGAAGGAAUGCAGGCCGUGAUGUCCAGCGACAUAGCCAUUGCUCAGUUCCGAUACUUGGAACGUCUUUUACUCGUCCACGGGCAUUGGUGUUACCGCAGAAUCUCAUCAAUGAUUUGCUACUUUUUCUACAAGAACAUCGCUUACGGAGUCACGUUGUUCUUGUACGAAGCUUACGCUUCCUUCUCGGCUCAACCUGCUUACAAUGAAUGGUUUCUUUCACUGUACAACGUCUUCUUCUCUUCCUUACCCGUCAUUGCUCUCGGCGUCUUUGACCAGGACGUCUCGGCCCGCUUCUGUUUCAAGUUCCCGUUGCUAUACCAAGAAGGAGUGCAGAACGUUUUGUUCAGCUGGAGAAGGAUCAUCGGAUGGAUGAUGAACGGGGUGAUCUCGGCUCUGUUGAUUUUCUUCCUCUGCAAGGAAUCUCUGAAACACCAGAUCUUCGACACAGACGGGAAAACCGCAGGGCGGGAAAUCCUGGGGGGGACAAUGUACACUUGCGUUGUCUGGGUCGUGAACUUGCAGAUGGCUCUGUCCAUAAGCUACUUCACGUGGAUUCAGCACGUCGUGAUCUGGGGAUCGAUCGGAUUCUGGUACGUCUUCCUCAUGAUCUACGGAGAAAUCACGCCGAGUUUCUCGACGGAUGCCUACAGGGUGUUCCUGGAAGCUCUGGCUCCGUCCCUUUCGUUCUGGCUCAUCACCCUCUUCGUCGUGAUCUGCGCUCUGAUCCCUUACUUCGCGUUCAAGUCGAUUCAGAUGAGGUUUUUCCCGGGCUAUUACCAGAUGAUUCAGUGGAUCCGGUACGAGGGUCGGUCCAAUGAUCCUGAGUUUGUGGAUAUGGUGAGACAGAGGUCGAUUCGGCCGACCACCGUCGGGUUCACGGCCAGGCGAGCCGCCAGCGUCAGGCGGUCCGGUCGGUUCCACGAUCAGAUCCAUAACGGUUUGGUCGCUUUUCAAUAAGAUUUUGUCUUUUUUUUUUGGCGAAGGUGUAGAUAAGGAUUUACAGGGGAAAAAAUUAGGGUUCUUGUUGAGAGAUCUAUUUGGCAGAGAUACCGUGUCGGAGAAGGUAUCGGAAAUCACGAAUUCUAAACGAGAUUUUACGGUGAGUGUAUUUGUACAUACUUCCUCCUGUAUAGAUCUCACAUUUUUUUGUUUAUUUGUACUUUUACUUUGGUUAAUAAAACAUAUUAAACUGC